Messenger RNA from Mytilinidion resinicola, 1785 nucleotides. RefSeq names its product phenylacetone monooxygenase. Gene Ontology annotation, molecular function: NADP binding; N,N-dimethylaniline monooxygenase activity; flavin adenine dinucleotide binding. NCBI's taxonomy places the organism in Eukaryota, Fungi, Ascomycota, Dothideomycetes, Mytilinidiales, Mytilinidiaceae. The coding region runs from base 1 to 1689 and encodes 562 amino acids. The transcript is spliced from 6 exons. The record is from RefSeq and is a predicted model, not a curated record.
AUGACUGAUAUCCAAGCUUCAGUCGCUUUGAAGCCUUAUAAUGUCUCUUACACAGAUCCCAUCCACACGCCGAAGCGAAGUCUAUCCGUCAUAUGCAUUGGGGCGGGAGUGUCUGGUCUCCUUUUGGCGUAUAAACUCGAUCGACAUUUCGACGCCUUUGACCUCAGAAUGUACGAGAAAAAUCCGGACACGGGCGGGACGUGGUUCGAAAAUCGAUAUCCUGGGUGCGCAUGCGAUGUUCCGGCCCAUUGCUACACAUGGUCCUUCGAGCCAAAGGCGGAUUGGUGCGAAACAUACGCAUCAUCUGCUGAAAUCCAGAAAUACUUCAAGGAUUUUGCUUCCAAAUACAAUCUCAAUCGCUUCGUCAAAGUCUCGCACGAGGUCAUUGCGGCGACUUGGAAUGAGGAUUCAGGCUUGUGGACUGUUGACAUUAGGAACAACCUUAAUGGCAAUGUUUUUCGAGACUCUGCUCGUGUGCUUAUGAAUUGUGGCGGGGUGUUGAAUUCUUGGCAAUGGCCAGCUAUUCAGGGGUUACACGACUUCCGCGGCCCCUUGUUGCAUAGUGCCAAUUGGGAUAAGAGCGUAUCUUUGGAAGGCAAGUCUGUCGGGCUAAUAGGAAAUGGUUCUUCUGGCAUCCAGAUAUUACCUGCAAUCCAACCAAUCGCUUCGAAGCUGACCACAUUCAUUCGUUCUCCAACAUGGGUAGCACCACUCAUCGGCCUGGAUGAACACAGGCGCUACACGGAGGAAGAAAAAAAAAAUUAUGCAACCGACCCGGAGAGCCAUCUUCAAAUGCGGAAGCAAAUCGAAGAACGGAUAAACAGCGCAUACGAAAUGUUCUUCGACCAGUCUGACAAGCAGAAGAGCAUCAGAUCCGUCGUCGAAAGCAAGAUGAAAGAACGGCUGAACAAUCCACAGCUUCAGGAGAAACUCAUCCCCAGUUUCAGCGUCGGCUGCAGGCGUUUGACGCCCGGUGUCAAUUAUCUCGAGGCUCUGUCGGCAGACAAUGUGCAACCCAUUUUUGGGGAAAUCCAGCGGGUAUACGAGAAUGGGAUCGUGAUGGACGACGGCACCAAGUACCCUAUCGAUGUUCUUAUCUGCGCAACGGGUUUUGACACCACGUUCAAGUCCCGAUUUGCCCUUAAGGGCCGCUCUCAAAAGUACCUUUCGAACAUGUGGAAAGCGAAACCAGAAGGAUACUUUGGGCUAGCAGUGUCUGGAUUCCCUAAUUAUUUCAUGACUCUCGGUCCCAACUGCCCAGUUGGAAAUGGGCCAGUGCUCAUUGCCAUUGAGCUGCAAAUCCAGUAUGUGAUCACGAUGCUUUCGAAAAUGCGAAAGGAGAACAUCAUGGCAUUUGACGUAUCGAGGGAAGCACAAGACGAACUGAACCAGCACAAAGAUAAUUACAUGGAGAAAAUGAUCUGGAGCGAGGACUGCCGCUCAUGGUACAAGACCGGACCCGGCGCCGGCAAGAUUACAGCGCUCUGGCCUGGGUCCACACUACAUUACCUCGAAGCCAUCAAGCAGCCCAGGUACGAAGAUUGGAAAUUCACAUACCCAACGAAUCGCUAUGCAUACCUUGGAAAUGGCUUGUCGACGGCGGAGAAGAGGACAGGUGAUUUGUCUUGGUAUAUCAAGAAUAAGGACGAGAGUGUAAUAGACCCGUGUUUGAAAACAUCGCGGCUAUAGAGUGUUGCACUGGAUUAAUCCGUAUCUGAGAGGGAUGAUCUCCUAGUUCGUAUAAUUGACUAUAAGAGUGCAUACUUGAAGUGUCUUAUGUAAAGG